UUCUGCUUAGCAUUUAGGGGAAUGUAGAAAUCCCUCCCUAUUUCACUGUACACAAGUGCUUUGCAAAAUAAGCAUAUUUAAGAUCCUUUCAGACAUCAGUUUGACUGUUGAGAUUUUCCUAAACAUGCAAAAGAGCUCCAUUGAUGAGAGAAAGGUAAGACAUUGUUGUGUGAAAAGAUCAAAUAGGAAAUCAAAUUUAAAACCCAACAGUGCUAGGACAAUCUUUAUACCUCACAAAGCAGCAAAGCGGUGGAGGAGGAGCUUUGUUUGCUUUGAAGUUCACAGAAAAAUUAAUAGGGAUUUAUAUGAGUUAAUAUUUCAUUAUAAUUUAUACUUCAUUCAAAUUACAGUAUGUUUUAGUCUGGAAACCUUUUGAAGACACAGCAUUGAAAAAUCUGAAAUUCAUGUGAGUGAAAUAAUGCAUCUGAAUGGCUUUAGGCUGGGCAAAAUUAGACACAUGUGAGCAAGAUUAAUGGAAUCCUCCCAUCAGGAUAAUGUUUUGCAUGCCUCUGAGCAUCUGUCCUACAAAGCCACAGCUGUGAAAGCUGCUCCUGUUGUAAAUUAGUACCUGCUCUUGAAUAUACUGCUCAUCCUGGGAGAGUAUUGUUUCACCACGGGCAGGGAAAGGAAGAGCACAGAGUGAAGCUGAGUCAGUAGGGCAUCCAUGCCACCAAUGGCAUGGUAGUGAUCUUGUAAGCAAGACUUACUUACCUCAGUGGAAGGAAUGAAUUGGCUAGAAACUUUUUUCAAGGGCAUUGUCAAAUCACAGAAGUGCUUUUAAUCUGUGGAGUCAGUGUUGCUUAUAUUUCCUGCCUGUCUGUAUUGCUUCUUUAUAUACAGAUUUACUUUGAGUGCACAUUUGUGCAGGGGAAAAGCUUCCAGUCAACAUAAGCAAAAGCAGAAAAACAGUCCUGUAACUUCUUAAAACAGAAAGCAUUGUCUGCUGCAAUGUGCUAAGAGGAAAAGGGACCUCCUCACCUGUCACACUAUCCAUAAUUCAAGUAAUGAUGUGACAUGACAUUAGUACUUCACUGCUUUCCACUAUCAGCAUAAAAACUUGUAUUUUGAAUGUUAGUUUGGCAAGUUAGAUUGGGGAACCAAAAUGAAGGAAAAAUACUGCCUCCCCAGUGGCACUUCAUUCAGAAAAUACACAUUUGUCAAGAGGGUCUGCAAACCUGGGAGAAGGUGCAAGUGAACGGAACUGUCCCUGCUACAGCUCUGGCAGACUUAAAUCUGCUUAAAGCAAUCAUAAAAUCAGUGUCACCUGAAGGGACCCAUGUAAAGUUCCAGUGAAAACAUCUCUUCAUUUUAUUUUCCACUACAAGAACUGAGGGCAUCAGAUGAAGUCACUAGAAAUCAGGUCUGAAACAAGAGGAGGGCUUUACGUGAGCUGUGUAACACUUGCCACAGGAUGCUGCAGAGUGUAAAAGCCUAUAGACAUUCAAGUGGAAAAAUUUGAGGGACAGAAAUCCAUUCAGGGUUACCAAAUACUUAGAAACUCCAUCCAGAUCAGCAAGCUCAUAAACUGCAACUGGAAGCUGGGAGAGUGUUAUUAUUAUAUACACAAUUAUGAUUCGUGCUUGUGUUCUUACAUUCUGUAGGCAUUCACUUUCAGUCACAGUCAAGCACAAAACAGUGGGCUUGGUGAACCUUGGGUAAGGCCCAGGACCAGUGUUCUCAUGGUGUUUAUUUUGAACUCACCCUCAAGCUGUGCUGUCCCCUCUUUCGUGGUAGUUUAUUAUUAGAACUGGGUCACAUGAGGCAUUUGGGACUGCGUCUCAGUUGCACUGACUGACAUUUCUUUCACAGGGAAAGCUCUAUGCCGGCAGGAACAGCACCAUAGCUUAUGUGAGGAUGAGAGUAGCAUUUUUUUGCAUAAGAUUCACUUAAAGCAGAAGGUUCAUUUUUCUGGCUGUUCCCAGUUGCAUCAGGGAUGUAGUGCUGAGCUAAUCCAGGGAGGCGUCAAGGCGCGAGCUGUAUUUAGAGGCAGCCACCUGCCUGGGAACAUCAAGCGGCAGAAAGAGCCUGCUUCAGCAAAACCCUGCCUGUGCAUUCCACAGCAGCAGCUGCCAGCAGGCCCUCCCUCCUCGGCCUGACUCUGCGAGAGGCCUCCAAAAGGGUCAGCACCUGAAGACAGACCCUGUCAGCCCAGGAGUGCUCUGAGCCUGGCACUCCCUCUGCCCAGGAACUGCCAGAUAUUUUGGACAGCUGCAAAGUGGAAUUAAAUCACGUGGGUGAAGAGUGGCCUAAUCUCUACAUAGGCAAUAUACAGUUUCUUUACCAAACUGAGGAAAACGAAAAGCUGUCCCUAAUACAGCCUGAGUGCAUGUAAAGGAGCAGCAAGAUGCUUCACACCAGAGACUCUUCAUCUGUGACUAGCAGCACUUCCUACGAAACACCACCACUAUCAGAUCUUCAGCAGCUCCUGUGGCUCAGAGGAGGCUCUGAUAAUCAUGUGGACCAAGUCUGGCCAAAUAUCUACCUGGGAGAUGCGUGGGCUGCUAGGAGCAAAACUACACUUCAAAGCCUCAACAUUACUCAUAUCCUUAAUGCAGCAGAUGGACCAUAUAGCAUCAACACAGGAGCCAAAUAUUAUGCAGAUCUGAAAAUAGAGUACUAUGGAGUAGAAGCAUUUGAUGAUCCUUCCUUCAAUUUAAGUGUCUUCUUCUAUGAUGCUGCCAAUUUCAUACGCAAGGCCUUAAACUCUUCAGGAGGUAAGGUGUUCGUUCAUUGUGCCAUGGGAGUGAGCCGCUCAGCAACUUUAGUGCUUGCCUUUCUAAUGAUCCAUGAAAACAUGACACUUGUGGAUGCUCUGAAGACAGUGAGUGCUCACAGAAACAUCUGCCCAAAUUCGGGGUUCCUCAGCCAGCUCCGGGACUUGGACAUUAAACUGAAUGAAGAGAGGAAAAGAAGCAGACCAUCUGCCACCAUAGGCCUGUAAGAGGGUAUUGCUGAAGAAAGAGGACAAAAUCCUCUUGGAGUUGCCUGCAUCUCUUCCAGAUGAACUGCAUUUAUAAAUUUAGGACACAAGUUUAUGGGACACCAGGACGCAUGCUAUUAAUAAAAGUAGAUUUUGCUUGAUCUUUCCAUUUUGCAAAGCCUUCCUAGAUUUAUAUUUAUGUUUGGUUGUAUACUCUAUCCUUCACUCUCCACCUUAAAACAUUGCUGUCUGCUAGCUAGCCAGAGAAAAAAAAAAAAGAAAAAGAAAGAAAAAAAGAGAAAGAGAUCAGGUUCCACUUCAGAAAUAGCUGUGUUUCAGCAAGUAGUGGAGCUCAUAUCACUUUAUGAAGUGUUAGGCUAUUUGAGGUGAAAGAUGCCAUAUUAUUUAUGCUACAGUAAUGCUUAGAAGUUUUCUUAUGAACCUAUCCCCCACCCCUUUGCUCCCUGUAUCUCAGAGGGUUUAUAUUUUGAGACUUGAAUCUGGCACUGGUUAGUUCUUGCUUUUACAAUUGGCGGAGCUCCUGAGUUGGGGUAAGAGGCUGUUUAAAGGCAGAGCAACUGGGAAACAAUGUAAGCCAAUCUAAGAAAUUAUUCCAGGUAUCUCUAUAGGCUUUUCCUUUUGGCUGUUCAUCAGAGCUUUUUUCCUCCACGUAAAUACAUUUCCUUGAGAGGGCAUUCAAAUAUUGUUCAUCUUAUGAACUAAAAAUCAUCCAGGAAAUGCUUCAGAAAAUGCUUCUAAAGAAGAAGGUGGGUUACCAGCUAAGGCUGGUGCAGGAAAAUAUUUGACAAAGUUCAAUGUAUCCCACAUUUGUCUGGCAGUUAAAAAUUACAAAACUUGGGAUUUUCUUUCUCAAAAAUAAAAGGUUAUUAACAUUGCAACAUCA
This is a messenger RNA of Haemorhous mexicanus (house finch), 3824 nucleotides long. RefSeq names its product dual specificity protein phosphatase 13-like. Gene Ontology annotation, molecular function: protein tyrosine/serine/threonine phosphatase activity; MAP kinase phosphatase activity. The coding region runs from base 2345 to 2941 and encodes 198 amino acids. Gene Ontology annotation, biological process: protein dephosphorylation; negative regulation of MAPK cascade. The record is from RefSeq and is a predicted model, not a curated record. Gene Ontology annotation, cellular component: cytoplasm. Lineage: Eukaryota; Metazoa; Chordata; Aves; Passeriformes; Fringillidae. The transcript is spliced from 5 exons.